Molecule: messenger RNA, 3663 nt
Organism: Struthio camelus australis
Lineage: Eukaryota; Metazoa; Chordata; Aves; Struthioniformes; Struthionidae
Source: RefSeq, a predicted model, not a curated record
GAAACAGCAGUACCAGACCAGGCUGGUAUUUGGUUGACUGACCACGUCCUGCUCUGCACCAUGAGGAAGGAUAGGCUGCCCAGCAAACCAAGCAUCUUUCUCCUUCUCUUCUUCUUCCUCCCUGGAAACGCUUCUCCCACCACAGAACCGCAGUACAUGGUACUAUUACCCUUUCUGAUAUCCACUGGCACUCAUGAAAAGGUCUGUGUUCAGCUGACCCACCUGAAUGAGUCUGUGACGCUGAGUGCCACACUGGAGUACCAAGGGGAAAAUAGGAGCUUGAUUGAUGAUGUGGUGUCAGAGAAGGACGUGUUCACCUGUAUCCCUUUUUCAGUUCCAAAAUCAAAUAGCCAGUCACAAGUCACAUUUAUCACUGUGCUGGUGAAAGGGGCAACACUGGAGUUCAGAAGCCGCAAGUCAGUGCUGGUCAAGAAUUCUGAAAGUUUAGUCUUUGUCCAGACAGACAAACCCAUCUACAAGCCUGGACAGACAGUUCUGUUCAGAAUUGUUUCACUGGAUGAAAACUUCCAUCCCUUGAAUGAGGUGUUCCCACUGGUCUAUAUUGAGGAUCCCAAGAAAAACCGCGUGUACCAGUGGACAAAGGCAGAGUUAAAGGGAGGGUUAAUCCAGAUGUUCUUCAACCUCACCUCUGAGCCCAUCCAAGGGACCUACACAGUUGUGGCACAGAAGGUUUCGGGGAAAACAAUCCAACAUCCCUUCUCUGUGGAGGAGUAUGUGCUGCCGAAAUUCGAAGUAACAGUGAAAAUGCCAAGGGUGAUCAGCAUUCUUGACGAGCAGCUGAAGGUGACAGUUUGUGGUCUAUAUACCUUUGGAAAGCCUGUUCCUGGCCUUGUGAGCUUCCGUGUAUGCCGGGAUUUUGAAUACCCAGCCACCACCUGCUAUGGUGAAGAGGCAAAGGCAGUGUGCGAUGAAUUCUCUGGGCAGACUGACAACCAUGGCUGUGUUUCUAAAGUGGUAAAGACCAAGUUAUUCCAGCUCAAGAGAACUGGAUAUAAGAAUAAGCUCCAUGUGGAGGCUAAGAUUAAAGAGGAGGAGACAGGAGUGGAGUUGACUGGAGCAAGCUUCUCUGAGAUCACAGCCACGAUUAGCAAAAUCACCUUUGAGCAGACAGACUCCCACUACAAACCUGGAAUCCCCUUCUUUGGGCAGGUGAAGCUAGAGGAUGGAUCUGGUACUCCAAUUGCCAAUGAAACCAUAAGGAUUUCUUUAAACGGAGGCCAGGAGAACAACUACACAACAAAUGAAGAGGGCCGAGCAUGGUUUGCCGUGAACACUUCCAUGUUUUACUUCGAUUCUAUUGGAAUUAGAGCAACUCACAAAACACAUUCCUACUGCUAUGACCGUUCCUGGGUUAUUCCAUAUUAUGAACAAGGAUAUCUCCAAGUACAGCGCUUUUACUCCCCCAGCAAGAGCUUCCUCAAAAUUGAGCCCAAGUCUGAGACACUAAGCUGUGGCUCCACCACGGAAGUACGGGUGCACUAUAUCCUUACACCAGAGGCCAUAGGAGAGGAGAAGAAAAUUGUCUUUUACUACCUGGUGAUGGCCAAAGGAAUCAUUAAGCGAGCAGGCACCAACACUCUGGAUUUGGACCAUGAAAGUGUCAAUGGAGUCUUCUUGCUACAACUGCCUAUACAAGCUGACAUUGCUCCAGUGGCCCAAAUAUUUGUCUACACCACUUCCCCCAGCAGGGAGGUUAUCGCUGACUCAGCCAAGUUCAAGGUGGAAAGAUGUUUCAGCAAUAAGGUGGACUUGAGCUUCUCUCCUUCUGAAGGCCUGCCUUCUUCUGUCACUCACCUGCUGUUCAGAGCUUCCCCAAACUCCCUCUGCGCUGCCCGUGCUGUGGACAAGAGUGUUCUCCUCAUGAAGCCAGAAGCUGAACUGUCACCGAGCUCUGUGUAUAAUUUGCUGCCAGUGAAGGAAUUGCAUGACUAUCGCUAUGGCCCACACAUGAUCUUGGAGGAUCCCCUAGAGGACUGCAUCCCUUUGAAGAAGAUAAUUCUGAAUGGGAUUACCUAUUCUCCAGUAGUGGAGGUGAACGAAGAGGACACUUACAGCAUCCUAAAGGAAAUGGGUUUAAAGGUUUUCACAAAUUCCAAGGUGAGGAAACCUUGGUAUUGCAGCACUGGGAAUCACAUAUCUCUAGAAGCCGGCCCUGUAUCAAGCGCAAUCCUGCCUGGAGCACCUAUGCAUGCACUCAGGACAAGCGGUUCACAAGGUGAUAGACUGUAUACCACAUCAAGCACUCCUGAAGAGGUGACAGAGACAGUUAGAAAGUAUUUCCCAGAAACUUGGAUUUGGAGUUUAGUAUCUGUAAGCUCAGAGGGAAAUGCUGAACUAGAUGUGACCAUCCCUGACACCAUCACCGAAUGGAAAGCCAAUGCAUUCUGCACCUCAGCAGAUGCUGGUUUUGGCCUGUCCCCGACCGUGUCCCUCAGAGCCUUCCAGCCCUUCUUUGUAGAGCUCACUCUGCCCUACUCCGUGGUGCGCGGUGAGGCCUUCAUGCUGAAAGCCACCGUUUUCAACUACCUGACAGCCUGCAUCAGGGUCAGUGUGACUCUAGCUCAAUCUACUAAUUUCCUGGCUACCCCAGUGGAAAAGGAAGAAGAAUCUUAUUGUCUCUGUGAGAAUGGAAGGAAAACAGUGGCUUGGCUGGUGACUUCCCGAUCUCUAGGGCAGGUAGAGUUCUCGGUGAGCACUGAGGCCCUGCAGGACCAGCAGCCCUGUGGGAAUGCAAUAGUGGAGACUCCUGAGAAAGGGCGGAAAGACACAGUGAUCAGGCAGCUGCUAGUGGAGCCUGAAGGGAUUGAAAAGGAAACAGCGCAGAACUAUGUGCUCUGUGUAAAAGGAGAGCCUGCAAAAGAGAAGGUUUCCCUGUCGCUCCCCUCAAAUGUCGUACAAGGCUCAGCCAGAGCAUAUUUCUCGGUGCUGGGUGACAUCCUGGGCACUGCCAUGCAGAACCUGCAUCAACUCCUCCAGAUGCCAUUUGGCUGUGGGGAGCAGAACAUGGUCCUGUUUGCACCCAACAUCUACAUCCUGGACUAUCUGAACAAGACAGAGCAGCUGAGUGAGGAAGUCAAAUCCAAGGCCAUUGGAUACUUAGUGAGCGGUUAUCAGAGGCAGCUGAACUACAAGCACCCAGAUGGCUCUUACAGCACCUUUGGACCACGUUAUGGCCAACCAGGAAACACCUGGCUCACGGCCUUUGUCCUCAAGUCCUUUGCCCGGGCCCGGCCUCACAUCUUCAUAGAUGAGAAGCACAUCCAGGAUGCCUUGGUCUGGCUCUCCUACAAACAGAGGGAGAAUGGCUGUUUCCACAGUUCUGGAACACUCCUGAACAAUGCCAUGAAGGGAGGAGUGGACAACGAGGUCACGCUGACAGCCUACAUCGCUAUUGCAUUGCUGGAGAUUCCUCUGCCUAUAACUGUAUGUGACUGCACCCCAGCCUGAGACACUCUAUGCUGGCCCAGUACAGGCCACUACCUGUUCCAUAACGGAAAGAUGAGGUGGUUACUGGGUCCUGUGAUAUGAAAAAAGUGUGAUGUCACUUUUGGCAUCCCUAGACACCAUGGUACUGUGAUUGUUCCUACACCUCAUUCUGGCAGAUACUUCCUCAAUAUCCUGGGGAACAAUGGAUUACAAGUA